This is a messenger RNA of Aspergillus alliaceus, 1599 nucleotides long. Its product is annotated as Tannase/feruloyl esterase. Lineage: Eukaryota; Fungi; Ascomycota; Eurotiomycetes; Eurotiales; Aspergillaceae. The coding region runs from base 1 to 1599 and encodes 532 amino acids. The record is from RefSeq and is a predicted model, not a curated record. The transcript is spliced from 5 exons.
AUGAAGGCUUCACUCUGGGCCAACUUUCUAGGGGUGAAUCUACCUUCAAACAUCCUGGACAAGGAAGCAGAAUUCCCAACAUCAUGCCAAGCCUUUCAGCCCGACACGAAGACUGACAACACAUUCCUCGAGUUCACCGAAUACAUCCCCGCCGGCACAAACCUUAGUUUGCCAUUCAAUGAUGCAAGUUGUGCACGUCCAUCCCAGUUCAUCUCGGUAGACCUCUGCCGCAUCGCCUUGCUCUUAGAGACAUCCAACCGAUCGGUCGUUAGCACGGAGGUGUGGCUCCCCCGCAAUUGGUCCGGAAGGUUCUUAGGUACUGGGAACGGUGGUAUCGACGGUUGCAUCAAAUACGAGGAUCUGGAGUACGGUGCCGUGAAUGGAUUCGCCGUUGUCGGGUCGAACAACGGACACAAUGGGACGGCGGGUGAUUCAUUUUACCAGAAUGCAGAGGUCCUCAGAGACUUCGCAUGGAGGGCGUUGCAUCUCAGCGUAGUGGCAGGCAAGGAAGCGACUCGGUUGUUCUAUGGACGGCCCCAUACAAAGUCGUAUUUCAGUGGAUGUUCCUUCGGAGGACGCCAGGGUGUCUUUUCGGCGGAGAGGUUCCCGGGCGAUUUCGACGGGAUUAUUGCGGGCGCGCCGGCAGUGGAUUUCAACAAUCUUGUUUCUUGGAGGGCGGGCUUUUUCCCUACUACGGGUUCUACUGGUUCUAUUGGUUUCAUUGAACCGUACGUAUGGAAGGGCCUCAUUCACGCGGAGGUGUUGAAGCAAUGUGAUAUGCUAGAUGGUGUUGGUGAUGGUAUUAUUGAGGAUCCUAGGCUAUGCAACUUUUCCCCAGAAGCAGUGAUGUGUACGAAAGAGAGGGUCAAUAACUGUCUAAAUCCUGAUCAGGCCGAGGUGGUGCGAAAGGUGUUCAGUCCAAUGUACGGAGAAGACGGACGGACGGUCUUCCCAGCAAUGCAGCCAGGAAGCGAGUUAGAAGCUGCAGAAAAUCUUUAUACGGGGAAGCCAUUUAGCUAUUCCAAGGACUGGUUCAAGUAUGUCGUCUAUGACCCAUCGUGGAACCCUGCCAACUUCGAUAUCCACGACGCAAAGGUCGCAGAUUCUCUAAACCCUGAGAAUAUCAAGACAUGGCCGGAUAGCCUUUCCCAGUAUGCGCAGCGAGGGGGGAAGAUGAUCGUGUUCCAUGGACAGCAGGACGGCAAGAUUACUAGCUUCAACACGGAGCGAUUCUACAACCAUCUCUCCCAAGGCAUGGGGACGUCUCCUUCCGAGCUUGACGACUUCUUCCGCUUCUUUCGAAUCCCAGGUAUGUCUCACUGUGGCUCAGGCCCCGGCGCAUGGGCAUUUGGGCAGGGCGGGAAGUUUGAGGUUGCUCGCGCACCAUUUAGACCAAGUGAGAAUAUCUUGGCUGCGUUGGUCGCUUGGGUGGAACUUGGGCUUGCGCCAGACACGGUCCGGGGGACUAAAUAUGUGAAUGAUAGUCUGGAGCUCGGUGUCGGUUUCCGACGUGACCAUUGCAGGUAUCCACUACGGAGUUCUUAUACAAGAGGUGAUCAAUGGAGGUGUGUCUCUAGUGAACCACUCAAGAAGCAAUAG